GCGAUUGCAGGAUAAAACAGUUUCAUUCGAGCGAGCGUCUGCAUCGCAUCUAAUUUGUAUUAUAAAAAUAUUUCCGCCAACUCAAAGCAAAUUUAAGGUUUAUAUUAAAUUGUACCAAUAUAAUUUUUGGAGUGGCGAACUUGUGUGAAAAAGAUAAUGGCAUCUACUAAUAAUGUACGAAAAGCGAACGGCAAUGGCGUUGAUGAGGCCUCCAAACAUUUGCUAACUGGUAUUUUGGGUUCCCUUCCUUCGUGGGAAAUAAGUGGCGCGCAAGGUGGCAAGCCCUCAUGGGAAUCGACUAAUACUUCAUCACUUAGCAGCGAUUUCUCCUGUCAUACUUCGAAUGGCAUUGUAAGUGAUUUAGGUGAUACAUCGUCCACGGAUAGCUUCUCUGCUGGUGCAAUGAACAAUUCAAAACCACAUCACUUUUGCGAUUUACACAAUGAGAUAUUGCAGUAUGUUUGCCAAUCUUGCAAGAUUCUGGUAUGCCAAAGUUGCACUCUUUAUGAGCACAACGGACAUACGUACUCUUCGAUACAAAGCUUCUGCGACGAAUUGAAGGAUGUAAUUAAGAAUGAUCUUGAAAGUAGUAACACGGACAAGACAUCUAUUACGAGUAGUAUUGACAGUACAUCGAAAUAUCAACGGCUCGUCGAGCGUAAUUGUGCUGAACUGAGCGAAAAUAUACGAAAAGUCUCUAGACAAUUUAUAAAGACUAUAGAGGAUGUCGAAAGUUACUUAUUGGAAUCCGUUGAAAAAUUGCGCCAACGCCGUUUGGCUAUCUUAACUGAUCAAAUGGCCGGGUUAAAAUCGGCUCUCGCUGGACUCUCUGAAACCAUUGAAAUGUUGCAAAAGAUACCAGAGAAUCGGUCAGGUAUGGAUCACAUUGAUAUUUCGAAGAAGGUUUUGAAUGCACAACGUCAACUCGAGCAAUUUUCUUCUAUAUCCAAAGAUUUACAUCCAAAAUAUGAGAAAUUCGUAUUCAUUCCACCAGACCGUAAACUUUUGCAAGAUAUCCUCAAGAAAGGCGUAAUUCUGCGAGUAAAUGAUAAUAAUACGAAUGCGGUAAAUGGUGCUGCUGUUAUCGGUGGAUCAGUCAGCGAGCCCGGUGUAGGGGGUUCUAUGCCUAGCGCUAGCGGGCUAGUUGCCGGUGUAUCAAUUAACACAAACCGUCGUUUCAAUUGUGAGAAUAAUUUCAACAGCAUCCCUUCACCAAUGUUGCCAUUACGUAGUUGUAACGCUGGUGCCGUUGAAAGGGAGCUGGGCGUAUUGUGUAAAAAUUUACGUUUAAGUGCAACGCGCAGCGCACCGGCUAUAGUAACAUUCACUGGACCUUUAAGAUCUCGCUUUUCCAAUACACUCUCACUAUCUUUUGCCACAGAGGGUCACGGUGAUGGGCAAGUUAGCCGCCCUUGGGGCUUGUGUGUUGAUAAGCUGGGUCACAUAUUGAUCUCCGACAGACGUAAUAAUCGUGUGCAAGUUUUUAAUCCGGAUGGUACACUGAAGUUUAAAUUCGGCCGUAAAGGUUCUGGAAAUGGAGAGUUUGAUUUACCAGCAGGCAUUUGUGUCGACAUAGAUAAUCGCAUAAUCGUUGUUGAUAAGGAUAAUCAUCGCGUACAAAUUUUCACUUCCAUUGGUAUAUAUUUAUCGAAGUUCGGUAGCUUUGGCAAAGAGCGUGGACAGUUCCAAUAUCCAUGGGAUGUGGCUGUAAAUUCGCGACGUCAAAUUGUUGUAACCGAUUCACGUAAUCAUCGCAUACAACAGUUCGAUUCUGAGGGUCGUUUCAUACGUCAAGUCGUUUUCGAAAUUAAUUUUCAAACUAAGAAUCCUGCUUCACCGCGCGGAGUUUGUUAUACACCAACUGGUAACAUUAUAGUAUCGGACUUCGAUAAUCAUUGUCUAUAUCUAAUAAAUCCAGACAGCAGUACGAUUUUGUCAUGUAAAGGACAAGAAGGUGAUGAAGUCCAAGAGUUUAAUCGCCCUUCCGGAAUUUGCUGCGACGACGAUGGACGCAUUAUUAUUGCAGAUUCUAAAAAUCAACGUAUCGUUGUUUACAAUUCCAUCUUAGAACAUCUAUGGAACAUUGAAAUACGUCCAUCGAGAAAUCCUUCGAUGCCGCGAAAUAUCGGCGAAAAAGAUCGAGCUUGCGACGUUUCUCUUAUGCCUGAUGGUCGAAUUGUUUUUCUGAUCGAGUUGUCACCUGAUACCAAAGAGGACUCCAGUCCUUCUAAAAGAUUUGUAUACGUUUUUUAAUUAUAGUUUAUAAUAUCAUAUACCGCAUCAAACAAACCAUUGAGUAACAAGCCAAAACAUAUUGUUCUUCUAUUAAUUAAAAAAAAACUUAAUUAAAAAAAAUUGGGGUGAAAAAUUAACAACUACUAUUGGGACAACAUCGAACUGCACCCCAUAAAUUCCAAGAGGAGGAAAGGAAAGGGUGUAGGUCCCAAUUAUGGUCAUAAUAAAAAAAAACAGGAGUCAACACUGGAGUUUCGUCAUUAAAUGUCCUUCCAGGGAAGAAGUAAGCUAUAAAAGAUAGUGACCUCGAGUACGAACUGUUUUGCAAGUAGAGUUCCAAUUACAUUAACACUCUAAAAAAACAAUAUUUUAUAUGUUCUCUAUUAUAUAGUAUGUCCCUAGAUGCAAAUUUUGUGAUUUGGUAUUCAAAAUUUUACUUAUCAUUUUCCAAUGUCAUAAUGUUAAUAAGCAAUAAGAAAGUUAUGUGGCAAAAGAUUUUUAUUUUGUGAUUCUUGGUAAUAUACCAGAUAGCCACAUUUUGUAAAACACAAUUGAAACAAAAUAGUAAUAUAUUACAUAAAUUACAAUAAAAGUCUAUAAGAAACAUACUACAAAAUGUACCUAAACUUAAAAAGAAGAGUUACAUAAAAAAUACUUGAAAAAGCAAGAUUCAAACCUGAGUACACAGUUCGCAUGAAAUAUGAUUAAAGUACUUUCAAAACAAAAAAUUAAAACGAAAAUACUAUGACUUUAUGUCAACUGAAACUUGAGACCGCCGAUUUUGAUUAAAAGAAUGAUUAAUAAAUAAAUAGGUUUUGUUCAGCUCAAGAAAAUGCAGACUCAGUAGAACUAUUCAAGAGAACUUCAAUUUUAGAGGCAAUGUGUUAAACAUAAGAAAAUACAUAAAGAAAUAAAAAGAAGUGGUCUCAAACUUUCAUAUUUAAAAUUUAUAAUAAUAGUUAUCCUCUAAUUUACUAACUUAGCUGCUUAGCUUAAUUUCGAUUUAUCGUUUGUAUGUAUGCACUUAUUACUCAAUUUAUACCUACCUACAAAAGACUGAAUAUAAAUUAACGAAUAUAUACAUACAAUUUUACAAAAUCAAUAAAAAUGUUAUCGUCACACGUUGUUUCAAUGAA
This is a messenger RNA of Anastrepha ludens (Mexican fruit fly), 3371 nucleotides long. Its product is annotated as protein wech-like. Gene Ontology annotation, molecular function: zinc ion binding; protein binding; ubiquitin protein ligase activity. The record is from RefSeq and is a predicted model, not a curated record. The transcript has 5 exons. Gene Ontology annotation, biological process: protein polyubiquitination; proteasome-mediated ubiquitin-dependent protein catabolic process. The coding region runs from base 157 to 2253 and encodes 698 amino acids. NCBI's taxonomy places the organism in Eukaryota, Metazoa, Arthropoda, Insecta, Diptera, Tephritidae.